Molecule: messenger RNA, 10106 nt
Organism: Macrobrachium nipponense
Lineage: Eukaryota; Metazoa; Arthropoda; Malacostraca; Decapoda; Palaemonidae
Product: homeobox protein Nkx-2.4-like
Exons: 6
Coding region: 1713-2957 (414 amino acids)
Biological process (GO): cell differentiation; regulation of transcription by RNA polymerase II
Cellular component (GO): nucleus
Molecular function (GO): RNA polymerase II cis-regulatory region sequence-specific DNA binding; DNA-binding transcription factor activity, RNA polymerase II-specific
Source: RefSeq, a predicted model, not a curated record
UCGGAAGGCUCAGAGAGCACUCCAAUCUCCACUCGCUAUCAAGCCGGUGCUAUCAUAUUACUACCACUGGAAGGCCCUACCCAGAUCUACUAAGCUCAUUUGCUGCUGGCGGUCGGUCCUCCUCCUCCUCCUCCUCACUCACUCACGCGCGGCAUUAACUGUAACGAGGAACGCCCGCACGCCCUCACGCCCGAGCCGCCUAGAAGAAGAAGAAGGAAGGGAAAAAUAAUAAAAAGACCCCUACCGCCAUAUCAUUGCUACGACGCGUAUCCAUGUCGUAGGAGGAGGACGUAUUUAUAUAUACGUCUUCAGCAGCGGCAGGAGCGCCCUAGGGUGUGGAUGGUUUGGGGGCGUUGCAAGCAACGGCAUCAUCAGCAGCAGCAGUAGCAGUAGCAGUAGCAGUAGAGGGUGCCCUCCUCUUAAUCUUUUUUUUUUCCUCUUAUUCUUCUUCUGCUUCUUCAUCUUCUUCAUCUUCCUUCGCCGCCAAGGGCAAGGAAAAGAGAGAGAGAGAGCGAGAGAGCGAGAGAGAGAGAGAGAGAGAAAGAAAGAGAGAGAGAGAGAGAGAGAGAGAGAGACACGCACCACAGCCUGCUGCUGGCUGCAGCACCCAAGUGAUCUGGUGCCAGAGCUCUUGUGAGGACGUAACUUUUACCAUCAUCCCCACCAGCAGCAGUGUCGCCGCCCGACCAACCGCCCGCACGCCCGCCGGCCGCCCAGUGUAUAACUCUUGACCUGAAGGUGACUCAAGAGUGCCAUCGAGUCUGUGAUCCAUAUCUUCGGCGCCAAUGAGGAGGUGGUGGUGCGGCGCCCCCUCCUCCUACUCCUCCUCCUCCUACUCUUACUCCUCCUCCUACUCCUCCUCCUCCUAUCCCUCCUCCUCCUCUUAUUCCUCCUACUUCUCCUCAACCUCCUCCUCGUACCAGGUGUCUCGGCAUCGAUUGAGCUCGAGGUGACUCUUGACUUUUUUACAAUACCAAGGCUCUCUGUGGGGAUCACUUCUUUUGUUAUGCACCUUUAGGGCGACUCUUGAUCUGUUUCUGGGGGGGGCAGGUGCUCGAGGAUUUUGUCACGGGGGGGCCAGAACUCCCCCCUUCUUCUUCGACGUCGUCGUCGUCGUCGUCCUCCUCCUCCUACUACUACUAGUGCUUGAUAGAAAAAAAAAGAAAUCAAAAAAAGAAAAAUAAGGAAAAUUUGUGACAGUUCCUGGAAUGAAAAGUGACUGGAAAAACGGUUGAUCAUUUUUUUAGGUGAAGUUACAUAAGACGCAGAAGAAGUGGCAGAAGAAGAAGAAGUAGAAGAACAGAAAGGACGCAGAAGAAGAAUAAGGAGACCAGUACUGAUACUGGAAGGUGUUCGAGGGUUGUGCGAAGUUCAGUGUGGAAAAAGGGGGUAUCCCUAGAAAAAAAAAAGUGAAAAAUAAAGAAAAAAUAAAACGUGCAAUUGCGAGAGAGAGAAUCUGAUCGGAAGUAAACUGGAAACUCUAGAAGGAAUAUUAAUAAUAAUAGCCAAUCAAUAAACAGAAAUAUUAUCCACAAUAAGAGAUUCUGAUUAGAUCCUGGAAACUGGCGCCUCUGGAAAGAAUAUAAUAAUAAUAGAUAAUAAAUAAAUAAUAUUAAUAACAUAAAUUAUCAUCCACGACAACUGGAAGGUCUGGAACGAAGGCCUGGAACGAAGGCGGGACAAGGGACAUGUCGGGUUAGGUCCGUUAGGUCAUGAGUGGUGGAAGCCCCAGGACGAAUCAGCCCUUCUCCGUGACCUCCCUACUCAGCCCCUUGGACACCCUCGCCUCGUCCGUCGACGUAGCAGCGGCGGCGGCGGCAGCGGCAGCAGCAGCAGCAGCAGCAGCGGCGGCAGCAGCGGCAGCAGGGGGGAGGGGCACCACCAGCAGUGGCAGCAAUUCGGCCGCCGUCUCUAGUAGUGGCAGCAGCAGCAGCGGGAAUAUCUGUACCACCACCAGCAGCAGCAGCUCUAGCUCGUUCGCAGCGGCAGCAGCGGCAGCUGCGGCAGCCCAGGGCAUCGUCGCCUCCUCCUCUUCCUCCUCCUCCUCUUCCUCCGCCUCGGCGGGACCGCCGUCGUCGUCGUCAGUCAGCGACUUCGCCGCCGCCACCAUGCAGAACCCCUACGGCGUGAGCCCCAUGGCUCAUAUGGCGCAGUUCGGAACGCACUCCACCUACCAGUACUGCAACACAGACCUCUCCCACUACGCCGCCCCGGCCUCCGCCUCCUGGUACGGCACGUCCUCGUCGGAUCCCAGAUUCGCAACGCAUCUUCUCGACUCGCAUGCCUUCUCGAGGCUCAUGGGAGGAUCCAACAUGAACAUGAACAUGGGAAACGUGACGUCGCUCUCGACUUGCAGUAUGGCCGACAACAAAGCAAUGCAGUUUCCCCUCUCACAACGAAGAAAACGGAGGAUCCUGUUCACCCAAGCGCAGGUGUACGAACUGGAGAGACGGUUCAAGCAGCAGAAAUACCUGUCGGCGCCAGAGCGGGAACACCUGGCAUCUCUCAUCAACCUAACACCUCAACAGGUCAAAAUAUGGUUCCAGAACCACCGGUAUAAAAUGAAGAGAGCGGCCAAGGAGAAGGCCAUGUCCGAACAGAACUCCUCCUCAAACAGCCAGAGCGCCACCUCCCCCCGCCGCAUCUCCGUUCCAGUCCUGGUGAAGGAGGAGAACGCCACCAAAGGUUCCUCGUCGUCGUCUUCGUCAGGCGGCGUCGAGGGGAAGCUCGGCCACCACCGAGAGACCUCCUCCUCGACGUCCGCCUCCAGCCUAGUGGCCGCGAACACUUCCAGCCUCCUCCCUGCACACCUCACCUGCGACUCGGCGGCGGGGCCCCUGGACCACUUCCGCAGCCAGGGGUCUGGAACGCCCGUCAACGCCUCCGCCUUCCCUUCCAUGACGCCCCUUCAUCACAACGCCAAUAACGCUUAUCUCCACCAUCAGCGCGCGUGGUAGAUGAUGAUGAUCAGGGCGGUGAUUCUCUCCGGGUGGUAGUGUAGCUACCUCCCCCACCCCCCCAUCCCCCCACCAAAACUCGCGCCGAAAGCAGUCAACAGCAGCUGGAACAACCCUUCGGAUUCUCCUAAGGUAUUCCAGGAUGGAGGACGAAGGAGGAGGAGGAAGUCGAGAAGGUGUAGGAAGGACUUCUGAAUGGACAACAAGGCCUGGAAGGGCUUAAAAUGUGUGACACUCAAACUUCCAGAGGCUAUAAACAGCAGAAACCUUUUCGUAUUCUCCUAAGGCAUUCCAGGACGGAGGACGAAAGAGGAGGAGGAGGAGGUGGAAGAGGAAGUGGACUUCUGAAGGGACAUCGAGGCCUGGAAAGGCUGAAAAAAAAAAAAAAGUGACACUUGAAAUCUCGAGAGGCCGGACACAGUAUCUACCAUUUCACCGAGUGAUGAGACUGCGAUAAUAUCAAUUUACGCUUGUAUGUAAGGUCGGUUGUGAAAGCAGAUGCGUACAGUGACAAAAAACGGAAAAUAAAAUUAGAUAUAAAGAGAGCUAACGCUCUGAAAUGAAAUAGGAAAUUGAAAUUAGAUAUAAAUACCCAAAUCUCUGCCCUAACCAUUGUUGAUCGUGUCUCGCGGGAGCGAAUACCUGCAUAACACCUGCAUACGAAUCAGCCCCUCUGGAACCUGGAAAAUGAUCUUUGUGCAAACAGCAGAUCUUUGCUGUGCACCGUUGCAUCACAGAAGGAAGGGGGUAGAGAGAGAGAAGAGAGAGAGAGAGAGAGAGAGAGAGAGAGAGACAAAACCGUCGCCUGCCCAGCCAACAGCCCUCGGCCCGGGGGAUAAAGUAAGCACUCCUUUCCAUGGCGGGGUAGUGGUGAACUCCACGUUGGGAAAAUAAAGCGAAAAACACUCGAAAGUAAAAUGAGUCAUUAGUAUUCCAGUCUCGUUUCGUUUCCAGCCCCCUUAAAAAUGGAUCAGGGCUGGGGGCUGCUGGGGCUGGGAUGGGUGGGCUAGGAGUCCUCACGGAGUCAGCAGGAGUAAGUAAGAGGCUGACUGACUGACUGACUGACGUAGCACCAUCAGCAACAAAGGGAAGAGAUAUUUACUAUCGUCCCGGGCCACCUUCAGCAGCCGCAGCAGCAGCAGCUGUGUGAACUUGUGAUGACUCUCUCGGUAUUUAUAAAAACUUUUGUGUGAUCUGGUAUAAUGUGGUGGCCGUGGCCUGCUCAGAGGCGUGACUCGCCUCGAGAUUAUCUCUCUCUCUCUCUCUCUCUUUCUCUGUCUCUCUCGUUAGGUAUUCAUGCCACACAACUGUACAGGAUAGAGGAGAGAUAACAGUGACUCUGCGCGAUGGUGAAGGAUGUUUAUUUUCCUCGGGUCUUCUUGGGCCUUUUAAAGGAGCGUCAAGAUGUUUCUGCUGGUGGACGGAGGCAGAGGGAAAGAAAUAGAAAAAAUGGAAGAGGAAGAAAGAAGGGAGAAGGAAGGAAGGAAAGACAGAAAUGAGAUGACAGGAGAAAUUGUCUUAAUCUUAAUCUUCUACUCUUCGCUGCUGCUGAUUCGACUUAACGUUUGGGCGAUCGACAUGGCUGGUAAAAUUAAUUUUAUCUAAUGCCUAUUUUUAAUAAUGAAUUCAAGAGAGGUAGUGUUUGAACGUGGAUGGUAAAAUUAAAUUUAAACUUCUUACAUGGAUUUAUGCAAUCUAGUUCUUAAUUAUUUUGGAAAACGUGGAUUGGAAGUAAGGGAAUUUAUUUUAAUUUUCGUUAACUCACGAUGAUCAUUUUGCAUAAAGAAUUACAAGUAGGGAACUUAUGGCUGUGUUCAUUUUCAUUUUCGUCAUUUUUACAUUCUUCAUUUAUCGCAUCAUUCAUUUAUCUCCUUAUGUCCUUAUUCCCCCUCAAUUAUUCCUCACCUCCUUCGUAACCAAGUCUCCUCCUUUCUAGGGUAGCGGGUAUCAAUGAAUCCCACGAAGACUGUAGUUGGCCAGUUGGUCUGGAUGGGCAGGUCCUCCAAUUAAUAAGCACAAGGAUAAAAUUCUCUCUCUCUCUCUCUCUCUCUCUCGCUCUCUCUCUCUCUCUCUCUCUCUCUGUCUAGUCGUUAGUUGAAGUGUGUGUGUGACUGAGUGCCCACAGGCUCUCUACAUCAUCAUCAGCAGCAGUAGAGCUGUGGCUAGAAAAGGUAUGGAACCUGGAACCUGGAAUUUGUUCGUCGGAUGCUGGAAGCUGGAAUUUGUCGUCGGAUGCUGGAACCUGGAAUUUGUCGUCAGAUGCUGAAACCUGGAAUUUGUCGUCAGAUGCUGGAACCUGGAAUUUGUCGUCAGAUGCUGAAACCUGGAAUUUGUCGUCGGGUACUGGAAACUGGAAUUUCGUCGGAUGCUGGAACCUGGGAAAUGCUGGAACACAGAAGAAGCUGGAACCUGGAAUUUGUCGUCGGAUACUGAAACCUGGAAUCUGUCGUGGGAUGCUGGAACCUGGAAUCUGUCGUCGGAUGCUGAAACCUGGAAGAUGGUGGAACCUGGAAUCGGCCGUGGGAUUUUGGAACCUGGAAGCUGCUGAAACCUGGAAUUUGUCGUCGGAUACUGGAACCUGGAAUGUGUUGUCUGAUACUAGAACCUGGAAUCUGUCGUCAGAUGCUAGAACCUGAGGAUGCUGGAACCUGGAAGCUGCUGAAACCUGGAAUCUGUCUUGGGAUGCUGGAACCUGGAAUCAGUCGUCGGAUGCUGUAACCUGGAAUUUGUCGUCUGAUAAUAUAACCUGGAAUUUGUCGUCAGAUGCUAGAACCUGGAAGAUGCUGGAAACUUGGAAUCUCUCGUGGGAUGCUGGAACCUUGAAUCUGUCGUCGGCUGCUGGAAACUGUAAUUUGUCUCCUGUGUGGCUAUAUAGAGAUCUGUCUGUUGGUUAGUUGGUUGGUUGGCCUGGUGGGGGGUAGGGGGUGGAGGUUGGCAGGGAUAGUGGUAGUAGUAGUAGUAGUAGUAGUAGUGGUGGUGGUGGUAGUGAUGGUGCUGUCACGGCUAUGUUGUUUUUCCAUGGAGCGCACACCGGCCUUCUCAAGGGCCCUUCAGCUCGAGGGCCGGCGUCCGAAUGCCAUCUCUUUGACCGCGGCUUCUGCUCGGAAAUCAAACGCGAUUCGAUCUCCUUUUGAGGAAUCGCGCUCAUCUUAAACAAUAUUUCCUUCGCGAUGAAAGCAGUGACGAAGCUGCUUCUACACUCUCUCUCUCCCCCACCCCUCUCUCUCUCUUUUAGGGAAGCUAAAGGCGGAGCCACAAGCAACGGCGGGAAGAUUGGGACGACACAUACCAUUUGGUUGGUCCAGCCGUAUUGAUCGGCGAAGCCGGACUUCAUAGAACCACAUCCUGGAAUGUGGGAGAUACAAGAGUGAAGGGGGAAGAGGGGGAAGGGGAAGGGGGAGGGGAGAGAAGGGUAACGAAGGGAGAAAUGCAUAAAAAAAAAUAUAUAUAUAUAUUUUUACGGCGGUGAAAAAACAAAAUGUCGCCAUGCCUCUCUGGCGAUGGGUAGGGGGACACUUCCCAUGUGUUUGUGCUACUACUACCUGCUUACUGCUAGCUACUGCUGCUACCCUUCCUGCUGAUACCCCUUUGCGAGCGCGCGAGCGAGCGAGUGGGCAGCUCCAGCUCCAUUAGAGCCACGCUCUUUCAUUCCAUAAGCCCUUAAUCCGUCUUACCCUGGUGUUCAUUUCAUCAUUAUUAUCAACACUAUCUUUGUCAUUAUCAUCACUGUAUCCUCUCGUUCCUUUCAUCAUUAUCAUUUUUAUUAUCACCAUCAUCGUGACCUUCACUAUUGCAUCAUAGCCUGGAACAUGACUGUUGAUAACGUCACUAUUUUCCCGAUUAAUCGAAAAAAAUGAAACCUUUAAAUUGAUAAAAAAAAAUUAACGUUCGAAUUUAUAAAAGAACCGUUUAAACUGAUGAAAAUAGAACGUUUUGAAUUGAUAGAAAGUAAACUUUACAUUGAUGAAAAUUGAGAUAUUUAAAUUUAUAAAAAAAGGAACGUUUAAAUGAGUAAAAUAGACGUUUAAAGUGAUAAGAAUUAAAACGUUUAAAGUUAUAAAAAAUCAGAACGUUUAAAGAGAUAGAAAAUCAAAAUGUGUUUAAAUUGAUAUAAAAUGAACGUUUAACUUGAUAAAAAUCAAUUUUAAAAAUUCAUAAAAACUGAUCAAAAUUGAUAAAAAAAAUUUAAACCCUUACAUAAAAAGUGAACAUUUAAGUCGAUAAAAAAUAAACGUUUAAAUUGAUAAAAAGGAAGAAUUGAAAUGAUUAUAAAGAAAAGCGUUUGACUUGAUAAAGAAACAUUUGAAUUGAUAGAGAGCAAACGUUUGACUUGAUAAAAGAAAUUCCAAUCGAUAAAAAGCAAACGUUUGAAUUCAUAAAAAAAGUGUGAAAUAAUACAGUGGAGUUACACUCUCCCGAACUCCCACGAAUCCACUGUUUAAUUUCAGUCAUUACUUCUUCUCACUUGGCUGGAAUUCGCUUGGUCGAAUUAUCUUCUGGCUUAUUAAAAAAAAAGUUUUAAUUUAUUCUAAAAAAGGCUUGGUUCACUUUUUAAAAAAGGCUUAAUUAAAAGGCUAAAAAAGUCCGCUCACGAAAGGCUAAAAGGCUAAACGUUUUGUUCUUCAGCAGUGAAAGAGCCAAAACGUUUUGUUCUUCAGCAGUGAAAGAGCCAAAACGUUUUUUGUUCUUCAGCAGUGAAAAAAGCCAAAACUUUUUGUUCUUCAGCAGUGAAAGAGCGAAAACGUUCUGUUCGUCAGCAGCGAAAAAAGCUACAACGUUUUGUUCUUCAGCAGUGAAAGAGCGAAAAAGUUUUGUUCUUCAGCAAUGAAAAAGAAAUACCUUUUGUUCUUCAACAGUGAAAAAGAAAAAAAACGUUAUGUUCUUCAGGAGUGAGAGCGAAAACGUUUUUUGUUCUUUGACAGGUGAAAAAGGUAAAAACGUUUGUUCUUCGGCAGUAAAAAAGCAGAAAACGUUUUGUUCUUCAGCAGUGAAAAAGCCAAAACGUUUUGCUCUUCAGCAGUGAAAAAUCGAAAACGUUUUGUUCUUCAGCAGUGAAAGAGCCAAAACGUUUUGUUCUUCAGCAGUGAAAAAAAAAACCGUUUUGUUCUUCAGCAGUGAAAAAGUGAAAACGUUUUGUUCAGCGAAAACAUUUUGUUCUUCAGCAGUGGAAAUGUAAAUAAAGUUUUGUUCUUCAGCAGUGAAAAAACCAAAACAUGUUCUUCAGUAGUGAAAAAGUAAAAAAGAAAAUUUGUUCUUCAGCAAUGAAAAAGUCAAAAUUUUCUUUGGGUUUUUCAGCAGUGAAUAAUCGAAAACGUUUUGUUCUUCAGCGGUGAAUAAUCGGCAACGUUUUGUUCUUCAGCAGUGAAAGAGUGGAAACGUUCUGUUCUUCAGCAGUGGUGAGAAGAGAAAGUAGAAACAGGUUAUUGGAAUUCGUGUGUCCUCUCUUUCCCUCCCUUGUACAUAGUGUAACAAAAGAUACUGGUGGACAUUCCAGUCUUAACUUGAACUGGAAACGCAUUUUGCAUACAAGUCUCUGGAGUCGUGGAUACCGCCUGGAAAAGAAAAAAUAACUAGAAAAAAGACUUAAUUAACAGACAUUUCUCCUUGUCCAGAGCCUCAGAAAAAUAUAGGGUUCUUCCGUUGUUCGUGUAGGAGUGACACUUAAUAUUCCUUGACAUCUGGGUUUCUGGUCCUUUUCUCCCUCUAUCUGUCCUAUCUAUCUUUCUCUCCGUCUAUCUAUCUUUAUCUCUUGUCUCUCUGUUUCUCUCUGUUUCUCGCUCUUAGGGACCUGGAUAACAGUGCUAGAGAAAUGUACAUAGUGUAAAUAGUCAUCCGAUGUCGACGUAGGUAUGAAUAACGCUUCCUUACCCCCCUCCCCCCUCCCUCUACCAACCCAGUCAACCCCCUCUCCCCAUCCUCCCCCCCUCUAAUAAAUAAACAACUCUUCCAUAAAACGCUAUGUAUCCCGUCUUCGUCUUAUGAUAAAACAAAUAAUUAUAAUAAUGAUUAUCAUAACAGUUAAUAAAAAUAACUAAAUAACUAAUUGUGUGUCGUGAUCACCAAAAGGCGUUUGUAAGGGGGUUAUAAAGGUUAUGUCUGGAAAAAGAACAACAACUACUAAACGGCCACGCCCCCCUAAUCUGGUGAUAACGUAUCAUGUGUCCUUUUAGAAGUUUAUAGUGACCCUUCGUUUUUAAGUAGGAACACUAUUUUAAUUCUUUAUUAUUAAUUUUUUUUUCUUUUUAAUUCAGUGACCUCCGUUUCGUUCCAAUUAUGUGCCGACCUCACCCCCAUCCACCACCAUCCCCCCCUCCCCCCACAUCGCCCCCCUUUAUAAAAGCGAAUGAUUAAUAAAACGUUCAGAAGAAGAUGAGAGGAAAGACAGACGAAUUGGCGAGCGGAGUUAACUGGUAAACGAACGAUAAUUACAGGUACAAAGUGACUUGAUUAAAAGUAGUAAAAAAAAGUAGAUUCGAGUGUCUGGAAAACGAUUAUGUGACGGUAAAGUAAUUAAGCGAAAUAUGUCAGUGAAAACGUGAAAAUAUGAAAAUGGGCAGGGAUACUAAAAGAGACAGAGUAUAAUAAUUUAACAUUAAAAUGGAAAAAGAAAUUGAUGAAUUCUAUCAAGGCAAAUUUAGCUUAGAUAAUUACCUCGCUGGUGGCUUUGUACUUACUUGACAAAUACGGCGAAUGGAAGAAAGGUUUGAAUUCGGGCUGUGUCGAGUCCAGUUUCAGACUGAAGUCAAAUGAUUUUGACAGAUGCUUUCACGUGUAUUAAAUUAAUUGUGCAGGUGUGGAAAUUUGGCAACUUACUUUGUUUUUAUAGUGCUGGUUGUUAAAUUGAUUGUGUGUAGGUCUGGAGAUCUGGAUACAAAGUAGUUUCUAUAUUUUUCUCCAGUGCUGGGGAUGUUUUUACUUGUCCUUGUGUCUUGUUGCUUUCAAGCCAAAAAACAAAUCUUGCUUGUGAUGUAUUUGAUAUUAAGUAAAAUUUUUAUGUACUUGAUUUUUUAUUUGAAGUGGAUAGUCUCUUUGAUAUUAAGUAAAAUUUAUAUGUAAUUGAUUUUUUUUGAAGUGGAUAGUAUCUCUCUCUGUCUCUCUGUCUCUCUCUCUCUCUCUCUCUCUCUCUCUCUCUCUCUCUCUCUCUCUCUC